AUGCUGCAGGAUGUGGACAGACACGUGCUUGGUGCCAGUGACGCCAUCCCCACCAAUGAGCGCCACGUGUGCGUGGAGGGCAAGGAGGUACCGAACAUCUCGAGUUUUGUGACAGAUAUCGUCGACAUACUGCAGUUUAUUGUGCGUGUGAGUAGCCAGAGUGUGGGCGAAACAGGUAAGCUCAGUGAGAAUAAGGCGGGUAGUGGCUUAAUGUCUCUGACGGGGAUGGGCCGCAGCCUGAGCAGCAGUGCCAGUAACCAUGACAACGGUAGCCAAGGAAACGGAACCGGCACCGGCAACGGUCACGGUCACGGUAACAGCAACAUCAACCAGUCGUUGGUAACGCAGCUGAGCCGUUUGGGUGACUCCGCACACACACAGCAAGUAGCUAUGCGCAUGGAAGAAACUUUGAAGGAGUGUGUGAGCCUGAGUAUGUGUCUGUUGAUUGGCGUGUACCAGAGUGCCUCAUGGACUGCCAUGGAGAACUCGGCUGAUGCUUUUACGCACGUGCUUGCGCGGCUGUCUAAGAGCGUUGUACCUACCAAUGCCACCAAACCAGCUACCAAUGCCACCAAACCAGCUACCAAGCCACCCACCCCAGGUGCAGGUACCAGCAUAGCUAACGAGUUGGACACACACCCGUACAUGGCCGGGAAUGGGACGGGGGUAGGCAGCGGGGGUAGUAGUGUGUUGGGGCACCUGCUGGUGACUACCGCGUCUAUUGACCUGCGCAACGAGGCGGCUGUGGGCCUGCGGAUGCUGAGCAAGGCGCUGACGCUGGAGGAUAAGGAGCAUCUGUUGGGGGCCUUUGCUUCUCUGUUACGAGUUGUGCCCAAAGAAUCGACGCAAUGCCAAGACCUGUUCGAUCUGGUAUCGGCUGUGGUACAGUCACUGCCCUCCACACAGCCUACAAGUCACGAUUCGGCGAUAGUGGUGUUGAUGAAUGUGCUGAUGGACAGACUGCUGACUCACCCGCCAAUGGAAACACACCGUACAGGAGAACCCGAUGUUUUCUUGGGCUGCUUGCUCCGGUUGCUAGGCAACGUCGCGUCCAAAGGCGGCAUACCUACCGACACACCCAGCCACACAGGCACAGUCGCCCAAGUACCAAAAGGCAAUGCACCCACCCGGUAUAUCCUAGACGAGCUAGUACAGUUUGUGACCAAGAAGUGUCUGUUCGACAUGCCUACGCUCACUAACCAUGGGCCCCGCUCGCCUCCUCUGUGCAAGACGGCCGAGAGCCGAACCAUCGCGCGGGAGUUGCUGGAUACGCUGGGGCGAAGUACGAUGUUCGGUACUAGAGUGCGGCACCUGCUGUGUGGGCUGCUGAUGGACACGCACUGUGGCGGCAAGGAGAGCGGGGGCUCUGAGCUGACGGUGCUCUCCCGCAUGCACACGGACGAGAGUGUGGUGGCUGCUACCAGUGCCUCUGGGCGUGCUAGUACUAGGGCUGAUACCACUGCCAGUGCUACAGCCACACGCACCCCGUCUCAUACCAGCACCAGCAAGGACGCCAGCCUGGUGGUGGCUUGUGGGUGUGAGGGGGUGUGUGUCAACGAUGUGUGUGACGUCGCCUGUGGCGAGGGCCUGUGCGGGGCUGACCCAGAGCUCAGCGGAGGCGUGACACGCAUACAGGAGAGGAGCGCUAGCGGAUAUGUGGGCUUGGAGAAUCUGGGAGCCACGUGCUAUAUGAACAGUCUGAUGCAGAACUUGUUCAUGGUGCCGCAGUUCCGCCGGGGAGUAUUGGCCACUCGGACCAAACCUUGGACUACAACACCCCCUACACCGCAUGCGUUGGUACUGCACCAACUCCAGAUGAUCUUUGCUCAUCUCCAGGAGAGUCUGCUGAAGUGCUACAGUGCGCAAGGGUUCUGUUCAGUGUACGAGAGUGAAGGUGCGUGUGUGGACGUGAAUCUUCAGAUGGACGUGGAUGAAUUCUUCAAUGUCCUGUUCGACCGAUUAGAAGCGCUGUUGAAGGGCUCGCCCCAGCAAUCACUCCUCAAGGAUACGUUCGGGGGGAAGCUACUGCAGCAGGUCAUCUCGAAGGACUGUGAGCAUGUGAGUGAGCGUGAACAGGACCUGUUCUCUAUUCAGUGCGAUGUAGUGAACAAGCAGAACAUCCGCGAGAGUCUGGCCAUGUACGUCAAAGGCGAGAUGCUCGAGGGCGACAACAAGUACUACUGUGAGAAGUGCGAUCUGAAGGUGGCCGCAGAGAAGCGAGUGUCAGUGCAGAGCCUGCCUAACCACCUCAUCUUUCAUCUCAAACGCUUUGAGUUUGAUAUGGAACUCAUGCGGCGAGUCAAGGUCAACGACCGCUACGAAUUCCCGCCCGUUCUGGACAUGUUUCCGUUCACGUUGGAGGGUCUCAUGGCUGCAGAACGAGCGGAAAAGGGCGAACCACCUCUGCCCAGAGAGCACCCAGACGACCACUACAUCUACGACUUAGGCGGCAUUCUCGUGCACAAGGGAAGUGCAGAUAGCGGACAUUAUUAUUCGAUCAUCAGUGACUGGGAAGUGGAGAAGACCAACAGCGGAGAAGCCACCUCACACCACAACUCAGCGGGCGAUAACAGUUUCGGUGGUCGGUGGAUGUUGUUUGACGAUUCCAAUGUGCGAGACUUCAAUGCGAAGGUCAGUACAGGGCAUCCCACGGGUGGCUGUAUAGGUGACCCCAGGAGUGGUUGUGCAGGUCACCCCACGGGUGGCUGUGUAGGUGACCCAGGAGUGGUUGUGCAGGUCACCCCAGGGUCGGUUGUGAGGGAUUGUAUCCCGAUUCAGAAGGAUAUGAUUGUAGCAUAG
Messenger RNA from Sphaeroforma arctica JP610, 2799 nucleotides. RefSeq lists its product as hypothetical. NCBI's taxonomy places the organism in Eukaryota, Ichthyosporea, Ichthyophonida. Gene Ontology annotation, cellular component: nucleus; cytosol. The record is from RefSeq and is a predicted model, not a curated record. The coding region runs from base 1 to 2799 and encodes 932 amino acids. Gene Ontology annotation, molecular function: cysteine-type endopeptidase activity; cysteine-type deubiquitinase activity. The transcript has 10 exons. Gene Ontology annotation, biological process: protein deubiquitination.